Molecule: messenger RNA, 655 nt
Organism: Coccinella septempunctata (seven-spotted ladybird)
Lineage: Eukaryota; Metazoa; Arthropoda; Insecta; Coleoptera; Coccinellidae
Exons: 2
Coding region: 143-520 (125 amino acids)
Source: RefSeq, a predicted model, not a curated record
AAAUAUAUUAAAAAAUUGGAAACGAGGAUACUUAUUUAGUUUAUUUAAUUUUUUCUCUUUUUUCUCAAUUUUUUUCAGAGCGAAAAAUUAAUAGUUUUCUGUGAAGAAUCUUCGUUAGAUCUUCAAGAAUCGUUCCCCAUGUAUGCAGCAUGUAUCAUCACCAAUUGUCCUCGGAAGGCUCGUUAAGAAGGUAGUUAAAUUUGAAUGCAAGAAAGUGAUUGAACAAGUCCUUAUCGCAUGGACAUUGGCCCCUGCCUCCCCACCCGGAGCGCACGCCAUUGCGCCGACGCCUAACUGCCCACCGUCCUUGCGACUAAGCCCAAUUUCUGUCAGUUUAGUAGCGAUUUUUCGUGCAGCUUCAGGCAUUUUAUUUUACAUUGUUGUUUGUUUUAUUUUGUCAACAGGACGAAUUUUCACACAUUUUUUUUUCGUGUGGCACCUUUUCGUUAUUGUGAGAUUCUACCUUUCAAGAUUUAAUUCUUACAAAUUCAAUUUUCAAAUGUCACGUCAUAAAUCAUGACCGCUGAAACAGUAGUACCAACAGAUGAAAAUUCACUCGUUACUCAAUCCAUAAAACCAUAGAUCCGUCUUUCUUAUUCCCUAGUAUAAACAUUUCAAAGCUUCAGCACUUCAUGACAUAACCUCAUAACCAAUA